UGCUAGUUAGAGUUUGAAAAAACGUGUAGCCGUCCAGCCAGAAAAGAGACAACGUUCACAGGUAGACAGUUGUGUGGAGUUACAGUAACGUUAGCCGAUCAAAUUUACAGUGCCGUCAUUAGAGUUUCGAUUCAGAUAGAUGUGUGGUGGUGUUGGGUGCGGUUGUGUGUCGUAGACUACUAGCGUUAGUAAGCAAUUGACAGAUAACGUUAGCUAAUGCUAACGGUAACGGGAGCUACAUGACCCGUGCACGUAGACAGCUCGCAAACUAACGUUACAACUAGAGUAAAAUUAUCAUCCGUACAAAGGCAAUGCAUGUUGCAUCUCCGCAGACCACCAGGUUAAGCCGCAGAGUUCGUUAGCUAAGGUUAGCUACUGCCUUGUUGUUGAUAUUUAUUUUGUCUUUGAGAACUUGCGUCACGGUCACAGCUGUCAUGUUUCACUCUGUGCCCCGUCGCCCGAUCUGCGGGAUCGGUGUAAAUACAAUGAGGCUUCAGAGCAGCGGGUCAUUCAAGCGGACUGUCGAGGAAGGCAAAGGAAAGCGUGAGAGGUUCCCGUUACUGGGCAGGAGCAUGGGCCUGCUGUUGUCCUGGCUUCAGAAGGCAGGUGUCGGUGCUAGUGAGGUCGCGGGUUCUGGCCGAAAGAGGAAGGGCUUGCUCUCCAUAUUUGCAGACCACUGCAGCUUUGUGACCGGACAGAGGCUCCGGCGUGCCUGCCAGAUCGGCGAGCUUUACUCCAACCUGUACUCCGAGCGGACCAGGCGGACCCUGGUCGGGAACAUAUGGCGCAGGUUUCAAAGCAAGCACGCCCCCAAUGGGAAACUUCUCGCGGCCCUGGCUGGCAUCUUCAUGUGGGAGAACGAGAAGAUUCACGAUGAGGAAAUUCACAGGUGUGGACUUGAACUACAGGCACUGGGUGCGGUCAAAUGUCUAAACACGACUUCAGGGACAGUUGCUGAGCACCUUGAACUUGGCUGGGAAGUUGUGAUGGAGAAAAAAGGCUUCAGAGUGUGGAAGCGACCGAUACCAAACAGUCACCUCUAUGAAUACAGAGUGUUGGGCUCCUACAACGAUGUCACCCCAAGGCAGUUCUUCAAUGUACAGUUGGAUACGGAGUACAGAAAGAAGUGGGAUUCGCUGGUAAUCAAGCUUGAGGUGGUGGACAGAGAUGUCGAUACAGGCUCAGAAGUUGUGCAUUGGGCUACACACUUUCCUUAUCCCUUGUACUCACGGGACUAUGUAUAUGUGCGCCGCUAUGAUGUCGACGUAGAAAACAACCUGAUGAUCCUGGUAUCCAGAGCCGUGGCGCAUCCGAGAGUCCCAGAGACGAAUCAAUUUGUGAGAGUCCAUUCAUACCAGUCAAAAAUGGUCAUCCGCCCUCACAAGUCCUUUGAUGAGAAUGGAUUUGAUUACCUGCUGACCUAUAGUGACGACCCUCAGACUGUCUUUCCCCGUUACUGUGUGAACUGGAUGGUGUCGAGUGGUAUGCCUGAUUUUCUGGAGAAGCUGCAUGCUGCUGCCUUGAGGGCCAAGAACUUGGAAGUGGGAAUCUUUGACUACACAGCUGUCAUUAAAUCCAGCGACACCAACCGCCAGCCAAGCCAGGAGCGCCUCAGUGGAGAAAAGCCACACACAGGUGGUCCUGGACAGAUCUACGCUUGAGAUGGACAUUUGGACCAGGAGUUAUGUUGGUGUGUUUUCACUCUCACUUGAACCUCCAAUCAAACCCUCCAGCUCUAACUUUCUGGGUAGAUUGCAUGAACUGCAAAUGGAAGUUGCAACCUACAUAAUGGAUUAAUAUACAGUAUGUCCAUCUGUAGAUAUAUGGCUACAUUGGUUGUCAAUAAGAUGUCACCACAACAAUGGACUGUUUUGAUGACAGCAUUUCUGUCCCUUUGGGGAGAAAAAAGUCUCCAUAGAAAGUUUCAUGUAGACUGCUGGCAUUGGCACUAUAUUUGCUUAGCUGCCAAUACAAUGUGGCAUUUUGUUUUGCCUCCUUUGGUAAUGUUUGUCUUAGAACUGUUGGUAAGAAUGGAGCCAAAAA
This is a messenger RNA of Etheostoma cragini (Arkansas darter), 2043 nucleotides long. RefSeq names its product StAR-related lipid transfer (START) domain containing 7 (gene stard7). NCBI's taxonomy places the organism in Eukaryota, Metazoa, Chordata, Actinopteri, Perciformes, Percidae. The transcript has 8 exons. The record is from RefSeq and is a predicted model, not a curated record. Bases 435 to 1661 code for a protein of 408 amino acids. Gene Ontology annotation, molecular function: lipid binding.